This is a messenger RNA of Neoarius graeffei (lesser salmon catfish), 932 nucleotides long. It is a transcript of the gene pttg1ipb, whose product is annotated as PTTG1 interacting protein b. Gene Ontology annotation, biological process: protein import into nucleus. Gene Ontology annotation, cellular component: cytoplasm; nucleus. The record is from RefSeq and is a predicted model, not a curated record. Bases 70 to 570 code for a protein of 166 amino acids. The transcript is spliced from 7 exons. NCBI's taxonomy places the organism in Eukaryota, Metazoa, Chordata, Actinopteri, Siluriformes, Ariidae.
UGUAAGCGCUGAAGCCGAGCUGUGAGGUUAGCACAGUUAGCAUGGCGGCUCGCCUCACUUCGCCUCAGCAUGGAUCCGCUGCGGCUGCAGCUUCUGCUCCCUGCGCUGCUUUUAACUCUCACAUGGGCGGAUAUUUCAGCACAGACCAGUUGUGUUAAGAAGUCGAACACUAGCUGUGCGGAAUGUGUGACCAAUAUCACAUGUUUAUGGUGCAGCAGGACUCAUCAGUGUUUGGAUUACCCGGUGAAGACUAUCCUCCCUCCACACAGUCUGUGUCCCCUUAAUGAUGCACGCUGGGGCAACUGCUGGGUGAACUUCCAAGCUCUGAUAAUUACAAUGAGUGUGAUUGGGGGUGUGAUCAUCAUCUCUGUGCUCAUCUGCUGCUUCUGUUGCUGCAAGUGUGAGAAUAUCAGAUCUAAGCGUACAGACGAGUGCAUGGAGAGAGAAGCUGAGAUAAGACGUGUCCGACAUGAGGAGAGGAAAGCGGAGAUGAGAUCAAGACACGAUGAGAUCAGGAGGAAAUAUGGUCUGGUGAAGGAGAACCCGUAUUCCAGGUUCGAGAACAACUAACACGCGCCUCUAUACAACUUGUAUGCUGAUCUGCUGCCGAAGCGGUGUGAACACUCUCAUGUGAUUUUAUUAUUAUUUAUUAUUGACACUACUGUGGUUUGUGUCUUGUCCUGUGAAGGUGCCACAUUUCUGCCCUGUUUGCACUUCUAUAUGAGAAAUUCUCACGUUUCAAUAUUUUAAAGAUGUUCUAUCACAAAGUGCCAACAAACCCAUGAGCCAUUUUGUAGACACUCUGAUCACUCCGCUCACCUCUGAACGCUGUGUUUCACUUUAAUAUUUUAGUUUUGCUGAAACUCUUUUGAUUUACUGUGUAUAUGAAUGAAUGUAUGCAUAUUGAUGAUAAAUAAACUAAAUUGUGUUCA